AUUUAAGCAUGACAGGCCCAACUUGGAGAUUGGCUAUGGAAGUGCAUAACCUACUACAAGCCACCAUCUUCCACCCCUUGUCUCUUUUCUUCCCCUUUCUCCUCCUCUUUCUCUUCAAAUGGCUAUUCUUCUCCACUCAAGCACCCAAAAAGAACCUCCCACCAUCACCGUCAAAGCUUCCAAUUAUAGGAAACCUCCAUCAGCUCGGCUCACACCCCCACCGCACUCUUGAAGCCAUGGCUCAUCAUCAUGGUCCACUCAUGCUACUCCACCUUGGCAAAUCGCCCACUCUUGUGGUAUCAUCUAUUGAUGCAGCCCGCGAGAUCACAAAAGCCUAUGACACCAUCUUCGCAAACCGGCCCUAUUCAAGCAUUAUGAGCAGGCUUUUUUACAACAACAAGGACGUCCUCAAUGCAUCGUAUGGACCACAUUGGCGCCAGAUGAGGGGCAUCUACAUGACACAGCUUCUUAGCUCAGCUCGAGUUCGCUCCUUUCGAACCAUUAGAGAAGAAGAGACAACUAUAAUGAUGAAAAAAAUUGAAGAAUAUUCUCACAUUGCAUUUGAGGGUAAAGGGCUCAAGCCUUCAUGCUCCCCGACAAAGACCCAGUAUAAUCGUACAUGUAGUUUGGUUAAUUUAAGUCAUCUUUUUGCUUCGCUAACAAGUGCAGUAAUUUGUAGGGUGGCUUUUGGGAGGAAGUAUAGGAAAGGGACAGAUGGGGGGAGAUUUAGGGAGCUACUAGGGGAGAUGGGGGCCCUGGUGGGUGCUUUUAAUGUGGGGGAUUACAUUCCGUGGCUUGGGUGGAUGAAUUAUUUGAAUGGUUUAAAUAAGAGAGUGGAGAAGUUAUUUGAAGAGAUUGAUGUUUUUCUUAAUAACAUAGUCGAGGAACAUAUGGCUAGUGGAAGUAAAGAGAAAAUGGACUUCGUGGAUAUUUUGCUAGACAUUCAAAAGAGUAGCACGGAUGGCGCACAUUUCAUGGAUCGAGAUAAUUUAAAAGCAAUGAUCCUCGACAUAUUUGCUGCUGGUACCGACACUACUUCCAUAGCUUUGGAAUGGACCAUGAGUGAGCUAGUGAGGCAUCCACAAGUCAUGAAGGAAGUGCAGAAAGAAAUCAGAGCCAUUGUUGGAAGUAAGCCAAGCGUAACUGAGGAUGACACUGCAGAAAUGCACUACUUGAGAGCAGUAAUCAAGGAGAAUCUGAGGCUACAUCCUCCAGCACCACUACUUGUUCCGCGAGAAUCCACUAAAGACGUCAAAGUAAAUGGAUAUGACAUUUUGGCCAACACAACAGUUUUUUUCAAUGCCUGGGCAAUUGGGAGGGAUCCCAAAUCAUGGGAAGAAGCUGACAAAUUUAUGCCUGAGAGGUUCUUGAAUAGUUCUGUAGACAUCCAAGGACAUGACUUUCAUAUGAUUCCAUUUGGAUUUGGAAGAAGAGGGUGCCCAGGGGGAACAUUUGCCAUUGCCAUUAUGGAGCUUGUGUUGGCCAAUCUUCUGCACUUGUUUGAUUGGGAACUGCCUGGAAAAUUAAGCGAGGAUUUGGAUGUAACUGAAGCUCCUGGAUUGACCACUCAACGAAAAUUUCCUCUUAUUGUCUCUGCCAAGCCUCACUAUUUGUAAAGUAUAAACCAUGUACAAAGCGCACUAUUUAUAAGGUAUACUUGUUGAAAGUGCCAUCCAUCUAGGGAUUGCUCUCUAUAAUUUUUAAUUUCUAUUUUCUAUUUUUGUUGUAACUCACUAAAGAAACAAGUGGUUGAAAAUAAAUAAUAGAGCUCGUACAGAUGUGUUUCCACUCAA
This is a messenger RNA of Malania oleifera, 1793 nucleotides long. Its product is annotated as cytochrome P450 736A117-like. Lineage: Eukaryota; Viridiplantae; Streptophyta; Magnoliopsida; Santalales; Ximeniaceae. The transcript has 2 exons. The record is from RefSeq and is a predicted model, not a curated record. Bases 9 to 1616 code for a protein of 535 amino acids. Gene Ontology annotation, molecular function: monooxygenase activity; oxidoreductase activity, acting on paired donors, with incorporation or reduction of molecular oxygen; heme binding.